GCCGCGGUGGGACGAAGCGGAAGAGAAAACCGUCCCCGCUGCGCUCCGCUCUGCUGUGUUGUGUUGUGCUCCUGCCUGGUUGUCUACUGUGGACGGCAUCGAUUCAGGGGCUAAAAAUCGACCCUGAUUGCCGUGUUUACAUUGUAAUCCCGGAGUUUACACCACUCAGAGGAGUUUUCAAACACUAUACAGACGGGGAUGGAGUCUCACGGCAGAGACGAAGUGAAGGGGCCGGUGCUUCAUAUUGUGGUUGUUGGAUUUCACCAUAAAAAGGGCUGUCAGGUAUGUUCACCAGGCUGCUUCAUGCUAAUGCGGCUAACUGCUAUGUAAUGCCUUCUUAUUGACCGAUAGUAAGUGCUUAGUCACACUUUAUUACUUGUAUGGUUUCCUGUUUAUGUGGACUUAUUAAAAUCUAGUUCCUCGGCUGUAUUUGUGCUCAUGUUGACCCUGCAGUGGAGCUGAAAACUGUCUCCAUGCAGAGAGGAGAGGUUCGAGUUCUCAUCAGCUGUUGGCUCUGGGCUCACAUGGUUAUGUAACAUGUGCUCUGCUGCUGCUGACUUGGACAUCUUCACCCCUCAGUUUAUCCAGCAGGACUGUGUUUUUUUAUUCUUUUUAUUACAGGCUCCAGCUUGUCCCAACACUUCCUGGUAACAGUAUUUACCAGUCAUUGAUCCAUCUGUUAGAAAGGGAGGUUAAGGUUGAAAGCACCUGGAUGUCACCAUGAAGAGGUCACUCUGGUUUUGACAUACAGCUUCCAAACAUAACCCCCCUCCCCCAAGGCUCUUGAACCAAAAAGAAAUUAAACAGAAAAAUACGAAAACAAAAAUACAAAAAUAGUCAGAUAAGAAUAAGAAUAAGAAGAACUUUAUUGAUCCCCGAAGGGACAUUCAAUUGUCUGUUGUCGCAUAUAAUAUGUCUAUAAGAGUUAUCUAUUAUUUACAUAAGAAUUAUAAAGUCUGAUGGUUGUGGUACAAAAGAUCUUCUAAAUCUUUUUUCCAUGCCAUUUUGGUUUUAUCCCAUGAUACUGGUUUCAAGUCUCUUAUUAUAUUGUAAAUCACAGAUACACGUUUCUUCUCAUAAGGAUCUCGCCCUAGGAUUGCAUCUAAAGGAUUCUUAGGUGGUGGGAGGGGAAAUGAGGGAAAUUUUUCUCUGGUAACAGACACUGUAACCCUCUCGAGAGAUGAAUGUUGCUGACCGCUUGCUUCUCUAGAUAUACCAACUUUAGUAACGACCGCAGGAUAGCAAUACACAGCGGUCUGGGGAGCCAUAUACAAACCUCAACCAAAACGCCACUCUAUAGCCACAAAUAAUGCUCAGAACAGCACCUAACUUCAUCAACAGUCCCAGGCAUAGCACUAGCCACCAAACAUCUUUUGAACUUUGACUACUUUCUUUAGCAAAGAGACUAAACACAACUCACCUACUCUCUUCCAGCAGCUGUUCGUUUGUAGCGAGACCUCGGGCCAGUCCAUUACAGACUGCUGUGGGGUGACGCAGCUCAAGGAAGAACAUUUAUGAUCAUUUUUUUCAUGGAAAUGUAAUCAGACAAGAUGCUAAGGCAGAAGAAUUACCGCGUCUGCAGUGGAAAAUGAUUAAUAUGAUGAUUAUUACUUCAAGGAAAUUAUAAAGAAAGGGAUAAAAAAUAAAACCAAGACUGUACUUCUGUGAAGACUCCGUCAAUACUGAACAAUAUCUCCAGGUUUAAGAUCAACAUCUGCUGCCAUCCAGACAAUGACUUUUUCAGUGCAGACCUUCAUAUCUCAGUAAGACAAUGACAAACCACAUUCUGCAGGGAUGACAACAGCAUGGCUCUGUAGGAGAAGAGUCCUGCUGCUAAACUGGCCUGCCUGUUCAAAAUACGCAGACAGUUUGGGUUGUUUGGUUUUUUGUAAUGUGAAGUUGUUUUAGUCUCUCUUGGAACACAGAUUUCAAAGGACUUUUCUUUAUCUUAUUGAGCUGAACUAACAUGCUGAGCAACUCCAUCUUUCCCAACCUUUUUGGCUCAGUGCAUCUCAAAGCAAACAGGAUUUCUCAUGGUCACGUGACGCAACUGUCUACAAGUUCAAACACUGAUUCUUCCCCCUCAUACAGGCUAAGAUUAUUAGAGAGCAGAUGACGUGAUUGAAGUCAUAACGGCAUUUUUCUCACAUUAAACAAGUCUAGAGAUAUUUUUGGUUUUAAGAUGGUUCCAAAGAUUUUUUUCUCCUCAAUAAUAAUCAAAAGGCUUCAGUUUUGUUCGUAUUUUUACUAACUCUCACAGAAACAUGUUGCUCUUAUUGUUAAUUUGAACCUGUUUCUCAAAGAUUAACACCAAAACCCGCCUCUCACAUCAGGUUUCUGUCUCCUGCAUGACAAAAGCAGCUUUAACACCUGCUCAUCAGUGAGAGUGUGUGUGAGGCAUCAAGUGUAAGUGCUCCUCAUACAUCUUCCAAUUACCCUGCUCUUCUCCAAACUCCAUUAAAUUUGCAGGCGGAGCUGGAGGCUGUAAAAACAUAAACAGAGCUGCUGCUGCCUGUGGUGGCUGCUCUCCAUCUGUCUCUGCUGAUGAAAGAAUGAAGGCGCUGUCUUUUAUUCGGACUCGGCAGCUGUUUCAUGCAGAGACAGAUCCAAGAAAAAGAAGAAGCUUGUUUUGAUGUAAAAUUGAGACUCAGAGCAGACAGAGGUCUCUCUUUGUUUCACUUAAUGGACUGUUGCCUCUACUGUAGGAGGAGGUUACCUGAUCCGGGUCAGAGAUCUCCUGCUGGGUAUCAGAUUGGCUUCCUGGCUCUUUAAUUCGGCAUCUCUUUCAAACCCCUCGCCUGUUUGAAAUUCACCUGCUGCUGCCGUCCGUCUGUUUCCCCAUCAGGAGUUUUUUUUAGAGAAGAGACGCGCAGAGGCUCAGAGUUGCGCCACAUAUCGACGUGCUUUAUAUUCUGAAUUGCGCCACAUUUUGAUGUGACUAAAAAGAUAAAAAACUAAAACCUACCUUUGAAUAAAAAAACAGGCCCAUUAUUUUUCAAAGAAACUGUCAGAAUUGAUUAAAAUAAAAGUUUUCACAAUUGUAAAUAAAGCACUUAAGCGCCCAGAGAGCGUGCAGUUACUCGAAUAAGCGUUUUUUAACUUUUUCUAGAGGAAUUUUUACAGGUGAGUAAAAAACUCCUGUAUUUAGGUCAGUACAGUCCCAGUGAAAACAUCUGUAUUGGUAUCAUUGGUUUAAUUCACAUUUAUGACCUGGGAUUGUUUCAGGCCCUGAGGGAGUUAACCCUGCACGAGUUCAGCCUGAAAGCGUGAAUCACUGUAGCCAGGCGUGUUCGUUUGUUUGUGUGUUAAUGUGUGUGUGUGUGUGUGUGUGUGUGUGGCGUUCAGGACCAGCAGGUUUCAGGUUAAUCUUGUGUCAGGUUGGGCCAUGUGUCAGAGCGACAGUGAUGGCUCCUAUUUGAGAUCAGAAGAAACAGAACGAGGUCAAAGAGGAGCUGAAAAUAGAGUUCAUCAUUGACGGAAGACGAGAAAAGACUGAGCUCACAUCAGGCUUCAGAGUCAGGCGGAACAGGUCGAGUAACUUUAAUCUGUGAUUGAAGGUUGAAUAAAUUUCAACAUCAGACACACAUGGGUGUUUAAACUGAGUGACAGCUUCUGGGAUCAUGGAGGAUUGAACUGUUAAAUUGAAAGAAAAGCUUUUAACCAGCUGAAGGUUGAAAAAGAAAUGAUGUAAUCGAGGAAAGAAAGACGCAGUUAGAUGGAAAGUGGUGUAGAAAUAGUGGACAGCUGAGUAAAGAGAGGCCCUUUAUUGUGGUCAGUCUGAGGCACACCUGUGUGCAAUAAUCAUGCUGUCCAAUCAGCAUCUUGAUUUGCCACACCUGUGAGGUGGCUGGAUUAUCACAGCAAAGGAGAAGUGUUCACAAACACAGAUUUAGACAAAUUUGUCAACAAUAUUUGAGAGAUUUUAUAAAACGGUUCUGGCCUGUAUAGACGAACGGUUUUAUAAAUGUAUCAUCAACAGGCCAAAUGAGCCUCUUUAGUGUAACAUUUGAGAGAAAUCGGUCUUUUGUGUACAUAGAAAAAGUUCUUAGAGUUCAGCAAAAACAACGGUGCUGCAUUUAUAUUUUUGUUCAGUGUAGUUUGUUGCAUUAAGAAGGAUUCGUCUUUUUUUACUUCUUUCCAGUUCAGGAUAAACUUGCUGAUUAACUCUUUUCUCUCUCUUCAGGUGGAGUUCUCGUAUCCGCCGUUGAUGCCCGAUGAGGGUCAUGACAGCAACCUGCUGCCAGAGGAGUGGAAGUACCUCCCCUUCCUCGCCCUGCCAGAUGGGGCACAUAACUACCAGGAAGGUACGACGUAUCUCUAGUUUACAGUUUCAAGGAUGCAGGUUAAGUUUUAUAGAAAAAGAAGGAAUUUAAGGAGUGUAAAACUAGAAAUACUUCAUGUGUAUUUGAGUGUCGAUUAUGUCCUUAAAUAAACAUGAAUGAGUGCAGAGGGUGAGUUAAACAGCUAAACUUGGCCUCUGUUGUUCAUAAGCAGGUGUCAGAUUUGAAUACAAGAACAUUAUCCAGGCUGGGUUCAGGCAGAGCAGGGCUGCUCUGGCUCUGCAGUGACAGCCAGCUUCCUGUCAGACCAUCCUGCAGGGUUGUGUUGUGUCUGCAGUCAUGUGAUGGCGUGGUUCACCGCUGCUGCUGUUCAGACCGUCCUGGGAAAGCAAACAGGGAGGAACUGAGGCAAAGUUCACUUGGAGAGUUUUAUGCUGAAACUGCAGCCAUUAACUCUCAAACUUUAAAUAGUGUGAGCUGAACUAAAAUCAUCACAGAGCAGAUGUUUUAUCCAUGCAGGAGGAAAUGUAACACAAUUUUGCAGACGGCUUUUGUGUCCUUUUUUCAUCCCCAGACUCUGAAAUCUAUCUAAAGCGUUGAAUCAGUCCCCGGAGAGCGUUUCUAAAUCUUUUGUAUCCUUUGUUUGUGCUGCUCCAGAGGCGUGUUGCAGACUUUCAGCUGAUUAAAAAGCAGGGAUGUGACCGACUCCCUCUGCACUGCGGCUCAUGACAGCAGCAGUCACACUGAUAUGACUCAGUGUUUGCUACAGAGGUGUACAGUAGAGCUGCUGUUGUUAAAACUAAACAUUAACAGAAUCAUUAUAAGAGCUCUCAACCCGACUGAUGUUUCCCACACAUGAAGAGGUUCAUUUCAGGCGAACGACAAACCGGACUAUCUUUGGACACAUGCUCUGCAGGCGAUGAUGAAGACAGAAAGCUGCUUCAUCAUCACAUCCUCUUACUGUUAAUGCAUUUAAUGACUGAGGUCAUUCUGCGACUCAUUUCAGUCCUGCUUUGUUGUGAAAUGCAUCUUCGUUAACAAGCCUCAUCCAGACUUGUAUCAUUUGUUGUGAUCUAGAAAUGUUCAGUGAAAGGUUUCAAAAUGCAAAUCUACUGUGGUCGAGAACCGCCACUGCUGCAAAUAAAAAAAGAAGUUGCAACGGAAGUUACCAAUGCAAAAAGAAGAAACCGAAGCCUGCUGCAAAUAAAAAAAGAAGUAGUGCAAAUAAAUAAAGCUGCAACGAAGGUGAGCUGCCGGGGACCAAUAAUGACGAUGCACCGGUGUUUUACAAUUAAGGCAGAGAAGACAACGGCCAAAAGACGAGCAAAGAAGUAAUUUGAAAGGUUAUUGUUUAAUUUCGCUUAGUAAACUUUUCAAUGUGUCAUUUGGUUAGGUCAUGUAGCGCCUGAGUCGAUAUGAAGUUUAACUGAACUUAUAUACUACACCUGCGCUACAUGGGCUGACCAAAUGACACACUGAAAAAUUAAACAAAAACCUUUCAAAUUACUUCUUUGCUCGUCUUCUCGCUGUCAUCUUCUGCGCCUAAAUCGUAAAACACCAGUGCAUCAUCAUUAUUGGUCCCCGGCAGCUCAAUUCCUUUUUUUAUUUGCAUCCUUUUAUUUUCGCAGUAAGUAACUUUUUUUUUGUGUUGCCACUUAUUUUGCGUCGUUAACUUCUGUUGUGCCUUUUUUUUUUUUAAUCUGCACCGUUUUUUUAAAAAUUUGCAGCAGACUUCAUUUCUUUUUUUUUUAGCAGCGGUAACUUCCGCUGUGGCUUCUUUUUUUUUUUUGCAUACUUUUUUAUUUGCAGUUUUCGGCCACCGUACAAAUCAAAUGUUUGCAUGAAGCAAACAGAAACUGGAACUGCUGUGUGUGUGUAAAGAGAGGAGAGAUGUCAGUGUGGAGGGAAGAACAGAAUCAAAACAAAGAGGCAAAUUCAAGUCAUGAUUGAAUCUGACAUUUGAGCCUUCAUUUAAACUCCCGUGAAAAUAGAUAUAUCUCACAAUGCACGACAGAAAAAGGUGACUUGUUUUCAUGUUUUCAUCAGACCUCUGUUAGGAUGAGAGUGAAGCUCUGACUGUGAAGAUGCUCACUGCUCACUUUAACAAUCAGACCCAAAACAAGAGCAAACUAAACGAUACUGCUCCACUUUUUAGGUGUGUUUGCUCUUGAAUAUCACCUGCCUGAUGUUCUUUAUGAUCAGACUUUGAGAUUGUGAAGGCAGAUGAUGCUAAAUUCAUGUGUGCCCCAGUCUGUCCUCAGAGAAAUCCCCCCUGAAGUGUUCAGAAGAAGCAGACUGGAGGUUUUUGCUGCUCAAAACGAUCAUGUGAUCUUCGUUUCAGCCUUUUAAAGCGGAGAGUUGAAGGCUGUAUGUUGGCAUUUUGUAGCCGAGGCUUCAGUCCAGAUGCUCUUUUAGCUGCCAAGUCUGAACCCCCCAAGUACACAGAAACACACACAGAAACACACACCAAGCCUUUCCACCAGACUCUGUUUAAUCUCUGACGUCCACAGCCUAACCUUUGAGAGAUCUUGUUAUAAAAUGUUGUGUUUUUCAGAGGAAUCGAGGCUGACAGUUUCUGCUUGUUGUUUGUCCUCGUCUCACAAGUGAUCGGUGAUUUCAUCUACUUCAGUUCUGCUUCUCAGACUCAGCUUAAAUCAUGCAAAAACUCAAAAACCUCUUAUUUUCUCUAAAAUGCAGUAAUUAAUUAAAUCCUCUUAGUCUCAUUAGUCUCACCUCUUUUUUAGCUAAACAUGCUGAACAGCUGUAGUGAUGCUGAAGAGGGAAUGAGCAGGUUUGAGGAGUUUUUACAUCCAGUCCAGUUGAACCAGUUUAGCGGUGAAUAAUCAUCAUCUCCUGAACGUCUCCUCAGCUCUUCUGUCUUUGACUUCCACUCUCUCCUUUGUGUCUCCUCUCUUACGUAACCCUCCUUUUCUUUCCCUCUGUCAGGUGCACACAGUGAUGCAGCAGCUGGAGAUGAGCCUGCAGUGUGGGAACAGUUUCAAUCCUGCACACAUUCAAUGUGCAUCUUUUCUUACCAAAUCCUGUUUCUUUAUCUUGUGUAUUUGCUCCUCUGAGUGAAAGAGAGAUCGCUCUUCUGCAGACACUCCCUCCAGAAGAAAGACUGUCGCUGUAUUUUAAUGUGACUUAUCUCGCUGUUUUUGCAGAUACUGUAUAUUUCCACCUGCCGCCGCUCAGUGAGGAUAUGAAGUGUGUCUACGGAGUGUCCUGUUAUCGCCAAAUAGAAGCAAAGGUCAGACUUUUCAUGACGUCCCUCCAGAUUUUGUGAAAGAGAUGAAAAAAAAAGAGAUUCUCAGAGUGGAAGUUGUUUUUGUUUUCGUUGAGGUGGGGUUAAACUUUUAGGAGACAAUAUCUGAUUUUUCACACCAAACUUGAUUUACUGUUUUCAUUAUUUUUUCUUGUACUUCUUUGCAAAAAUAAAAAACUACAACUGACAAAGAACUGUCCCGAUACUGCACAGCCCUCAGUCGUUGUAAGGUGGCACGGUUGGACUUCACUGCACAUUAUGUCUGUUGUAGUGGAAGAAAACCACAUCCCCUCCAGCUCUCUGGUGAUCUUUUCAUGGAUGCAGCGGUGAAACGGAGGAAGGGCAGCUCCUUUAUCAAAAAUACAAACAGCUGGUAGCACAGAUCUAGAUAAAGUCAGGCUGUACUUUUCUGUACCAGGCUGUCCACCGUGUACCUUUGUGGUCACGCUCUAUAAUUCAAUCAGAAAUGGUCGCUCUCAUGUUGGCAGCUGUGCAGGAUGUGUUUGUGAGCUGUGCAUGUCAAAGUGAGACACAUUUCUCCCACUCGGCUGCAUUCCUCUGUUUCAGAUGUUGGAAAAACACAAAUGUGGAUGAAUGAAUAAAGUGAGUUUAUCAGUCAGCUCAAGAUACAGCAGGAAAGUUAGACUUGGAACAGAAUGAAUCGCAAAAAAAUCAAGUAUCUAUCAAGUGUUUCAGUUCAACCUUCUUCUCUGAAACCUGAACAUCCUGAGAUUCCUCCUCUUCUUCUUCAUUUGCUUCUUCUAUCUUCUUUCUGCGUUCACAUGUGCAAAAAAAAACUCCUAAAAUCUUCUGAACUUUACAGAAGGAUUGUCAAACAUUUCAGCCCCGACUUUACCUGGACUUUUUCCUUGUAAAAUCCCCACAAGAAUUUGGAUGUUGAUGUGGGAAUGCAGGGAAGAGUGGGAUAUACGAGGGUGGAUGAAAGCUGAGGUUAAGGGGUGCAUUUUGCAAGAUAAUAUCCUCCUCCUCCUCCUCCUCCUCCUCUUGUGUUCUUGAUUGAAUUAAAUAUAAAAAGAGGAAAUAAAAUGACAGCAUCCCUCGCUCUAUUUUAGUCUCCGGUGACAUCAGUACCAGCUCCUCAUGAGCUCUGUUGCCGGGCGGUUAGUCACAGGAUGACCUCACUGUUUGCCCUGCAGCCUCAUGUUUAUAUAUUAAUAUAUUUGUAAAAUGUUCUCGAUCCCUCCUCAGGCCCUGAAGGUCCGACAGGCCGACGUCACCAGAGAGACGGUGCAGAAGAGCGUGUGCGUCCUCAGCCGAGUGGUGAGUCAUUCAGACCACGAUGUUGUUGUCAGAUAACAGAAGAAAUCUGGAUUUCACUGCUGGAGGGUUACAGAUUUCAGGGUCAGUGAAAUACCAGCGCUAACAAACAUACCAGGGUCAUGUGAGAGAGUUCAGGCCCAGAUAAAGAUUCGGUUUCCUCAGCAGCUUCUUAUCUUUUUCCUCCAGUGUUGAAGAAUAAGUCUGAGAGUCUCUAAAGUGUCCGUCUCCUCUCUUCUGAAGCGAUAAAAGAAUCAACACAAUCCGUCUCAGGAGUGAAAUAAUCUUCUAUCAGUCUCUGCGAGGAUUUCAACGACUCAAAGAUGACUUUUUAAUACUGGAAGAAGAUAGAAGACGAGACUUCAGCCCCUGAAACGACACAUAAUGAGACAUUAGGAAUAUUAGACGCCAUCAUUUCUAUCUUUAUGUCUUAAAUUUAAAGAGAAACAGUCAGUAUGAAGUCAGAGUCUUCACAGAUUUUAUAACAUCCAGGGUUAGACGGGUCAUGGGAGGUUUUACCUGAGAAUGAGCUUUGAUGUAAUGAACCAAAAAUAAUCAGGUUUCAAUUUUGAUUAUGGCUCCAAACAGUCCUAAAAAUAUGACAAUCCCGCUUACAUCCGGACAGUUUCAAAUCACAGCGUGUUUUUGUUUUUCCUUCCAGCCUCUCUACGGUCUCCUUCAAGCGAAGCUGCAGCUCAUCACACACGCCUACUUUGAGGAGAAAGACUUCUCACAGAUCUCCAUCCUAAAGGUUUGGAUUCUGACUGUCUGUUUAUGUUUUACCUCCAUGCUACGGCCUCCUCUCACCUCCUGCUUCCUCCUCCGUCUCUGCAGGAGCUGUACGAACACAUGAACGGCUCUCUGAGGGGCUCCGCUCUGGAGGGGUCGCAGGUUUACCUCGGUGGGUCAAACUCUGUCGGUCAUUCUUGUGUAAAAUCAUUUUAAAGCACCUCUGUAAAUCCAAAGAUAUCUCACCCUGAAAAUGUGCGUGCACCUCUUUCCUCACUCUGUUUGUUUCCUCUCCUCAGGGUUAUCACCGAGAGAUUUAAUACUUCACUUCAGACACAAGGUAGAAAAGAGCAGAUUUGAAGACAGCAUUAAUAUUUAAAUUUUCAGGUCCUUGUGGAUUUCAGGUUUAUUUGAAAUAUCUCCACUUUCCUUUGGUUUUAUCUGCACAGGUCCUCAUCCUCUUUAAGCUCAUCCUGCUGGAGAAGAAGGUCCGAUAAGUGAAAGUCUUUGCCCUCUUUAAGACUCGAUCGUUUACAGUAAAAUAACUCUCAAAGUCUCUUUCUCAUGUUUUGUUUCUCAUGUCUGCAGGUUCUGUUUUAUGUGUCUCCUGUAAACAGAUUAGUCGGGGCUCUGAUGACGGUUUUAUCGCUGUUUCCAGGUCAGUAAGUCCGAAAGAAAAGUCUCUUUCAUACAUCUGCCGACCCUUAGGUGCAUUAAAGUAGACUUUUGUUAAUGUGUCUGCACUCAAAACUAUUUAAAAAAGUAAAAUAUAAAUAAAUUAGAGGCUUUAAAUGUAACCGCUCUGAAGCAGUUACCGAAAAUAACGUAAGAUCUGUGUGUUCCAGUCCUUUUGACUUUUAUUUUCAUGAAUACAGCAUGAGGAAAUGCGACCCUGUUGGAGGGUUGAAUCAGAUCAGAUUGUGUUGUCUCGAUAAGGAGAAAUUCACAGCUCUACCGCAGACACAAUAAGGCCUUAAAAGUGUGUGAAUAACUGACAUGUUUGUCCUGGUUUGAAGAGCUUGAAAAGAAAGUUACUCUCCUUCAAUAGCGGUGGAUGCCAGAUUUUGUUCAGACCUUUUAAAGUUUUUUUUCAGGUCUGAACAAAUCAGAAAAUGUCCAACUUAUCGCAUGUUCAAUAACAAGUAUUUAAAUCCGAUUGUCCAGGUAUGAUCGAGCACGGCCUGGUCGACUCGUCUCACUACAGGCCAAAGAGCAGCGUGUCAGAGGACCUGAGCAUGGUGGAGAGCGUCUCCGGAGCCGAAGAGUUCGUCUCAGUGUCCGUCACUGACAUCACGCUGGAGGGCGAGGGGGAGGGGACAGGCCAGCCUGAGUCACUCUCAUCUGGUAACGGCACAGAGGGGGACAAUCACCUCCUCAAACCCCCGUCUCGCACCUCCCCGGAGUCCUCAGAGAGCGACUGGGAGACCCUGGACCCCAGCGUGUUAGAAGAGGGAGCCCCUAAAGAGGCAGCAGAGGGGAAGGAGGCGGAGUCAGAGCUGAAAGACGCCUUCGACUCGAAGCCGGGGACGCCCAUCACUAUGCAGCCGCAGUCUGGAGGGAUCAUUCAGGGUCUGAUAUCAGGUCUGGAGGAGGAUCAGUACGGCCUGCCUCUCCCCAUCUUCACCAAGGUACAGAAAUCCAAAUAUUGACCCGUGUGUGUUUUUCACUCAGACUUCACUGAAGCAGAUCAGCUCAAACAGUGAGAUAGAAACCUGUCCUCAGGUGACCUUUGCCCUUGUGUUUCCAGGGUUACCUCUGUCUGCCCUACAUGGCCCUGCAGCAGCACCACCUCCUGUCAGACGUGACGGUGCGCGGCUUCGUAGCGGGGGCGACGAACAUCCUUUUCCGACAGCAGAGGCACCUCAGUGAUGCUGUUGUUGACGUACGUGUUUGAGACACAUGCUAACACCUGCAGAAACCUCGAUUUAUCAGCGUUGACACAAACUUUAAAACUCUGUGUGAUUUUUUUAAGGUUGAAGAAGGGAGCAUCCAGAUCCAGGACCCCGAGCUCAGAAGGAUGCUGAGUCUGACGACGGCAGACCUUCGCUUUGCAGACUAUCUGGUCAAACACGUGACGGAGAACAGAGAUGAUGUUUUCCUGGACGGGACGGGCUGGGAGGGCGGAGACGAGUGGAUCAGAGCUCAGUUCACCCUCUACCUUCACUCUUUACUGUCCUCUGCACUACAGGAAGGUAACUUGUCUUCUUUUUACUUCCCUUUUAUACCUUCAUAUAGUUUAAGAUUUUGUACCUGGGACAUUUUUCUCAGACGCCAUCAGCAGUCGGUAAAAGCUUCGUUUUAAUAUUCAUGAGUCGUGUAAACAGAGUAGUAGAAAGUCUGUCUGGAGGAGUUAUUCUGGAUAUUUAACCUGAAGCUUCACCUUUCUUUUCCAGAUAAUGAGAGACUCUUGGCGGACUACGGAGCUCCGUUCAUCUCGGCGUGGAAGAUCUCACACAACUACAGAGUUUGGUACAGCAACAAACACCCGGCCAUGGCCACCAUCACACCGGGGUAGGUGGAGGGAGAGAAACGCUGAUUUUAAAGUUUUUAAAGUUGAGACACAUUACAUGCAGUUUAUUUACAUUUCUGUGCCUAAAUGACUAAAAGGUGAAACAGCAACUUUUCCAGCCUUUUUAAUUCCAGCUGAAAUAAUCUGCAGACCUCAAAACACACCAGAUUAGACCCUGAUUUAAUGAAGAAAACGGCCCCUGUGUCCUUAUAUGUGUUUCCAGUCAGUUCAGAUAAGAGCUGCACAUUUGAUUUGAUGUUUUAUCUCUAAUUUCCUUCCGUAUGUGUUUGAUUUUAUUACCUUUUGUGAAGCCGUACUAAAAGUGAUACACCAACAAGUCAUCAUCUUUAUUAUUAUUAUCAUUACACAGCAAUAUGAGGUCAUUUAAAGCUAAUAGUAUCAUAUUGAACGGUAUCAUCUCAAUGUAUAAACACAGGAGAGUGUUUGUACAAGAUAUUAAUGAACUACAUAUUCUUAGGAGAGUAAUAAAAGUGUUUUAUUUGUGAGUGACUCUUGCCUCUCCUCUGUGUUGCAGACACCCGUUUCAGGGUCAGUACAGUGUUGCUGACGUGAAACUCCGACUCUCACAGUGAGUAUCCUCUGGAGCUCCAUCCUCAAAUGGAUAUUAAGGUUUAAAUGUUCAUUAUACUUCUUCAGGAGUUCACAAAACCUGCAGCUACAAGAUGCACAAAAUGAGAAACAAACUAUUAAACAUGAGAGGAGUGAUGUUGGGUCUACUGCAGGUCCUGCUCAUGCGUGCGGCUGCUGCCCUCUUGUGGCGGACAGACGAACAGGUUCAGCAGGGAAACAGAGUUUUCUUCACUUAUUUUAGUGUCUUUUCCCUUUAAAAAAACAGCGUAAGGAACAUUUAUAGCCUGUAUAUAAAGAUUUUAAACUCCUGCUCAGUCUUUCACUCUCUGAGACAUGACGGUGUAUUCACAGUCAUGGAGCUGAGCUGGAGCUUAACCUGCCUCCAUGUAUUUAAUAGUCAUAGAUUAUUUAUGAUUAUAUAUAAAUGCAGGUUUAUUUUGUUAUUAAAACACUUUAGGGAUAUUUUCUUUGUAUGUGUACACAACAUUUAGUCAGAUUUCUUGGCUCCCUUUUCUUCAGACUUUUUAAGAUUUUUAUGGAUGGACCUAUUGCAAAAAUUACCCCAAGUAUCAGCUUCUUAGUUCGGUCUGCUUUAUUGAAGCCAAAAUGACAAGUUUCCAGACUUUAUUCUUAACUUUGGAGAUCUAACUUUACUAUAUUCUUCCUUUCCCUGAGGAUUUUUUGACCAUAUUUUGUCACCUGAUGCAGUUUUCUUCUCAUAUUUGGUUCAAAUACUUCAGCAGAUGAAGUCAACUACACUCGGUUUAAGGUUCCUCCUCAGUUUGUUUCUGCGUGUGUUUGUUUACGGACGAUUUACGACAAAGUUCACAGCGGUCAUGUCACCGAACACCUGGAGGUAAAGCGAGAGCUGCGAGUAUCACAGCCAAGAGAUCUGCCGCGUCCUCACCGUAAAGCUAAGUUAGGGACGAGGACACGCACUGCUCUGCUCUGCUCUGCUCGGCGUGUGUGUAGAUGUGUAGAUGUGUAAAUGUGUGUGUGUGUUGGAGGCAUUUAUCAAACGUGUAACCAUAGACUCCGCGCUCCAGCUGUGCGCCGAGUCGCCUUUCAUCCACGUUUCCUGGAAUGAAACCUGAUCUGAGGCCGGAGAAGUCUCCAGCUCUGUUUUUGAGAAUGAAACUUACUCAUAAUUAAUGACUCGCGACGAUAUGAGACCCCUCACACCCACCUCCUCCUCCCCCACCUUUAACCUGAGUCCAGAGAGCCGCUGUAUCCUCCCACAAACACAGCAGGGGGUCAAACACGGCCUGCUGCUCCGUGUCGCACACGCUCUUCAUAAAGUAUUCACAGCUUAAAGUGCACAGAGGACGACGAGCUGCAGAAACUCAAUCAUGGUGAAGUGUCUCAGAGAGAGUCUGGUUACACAGCAGGAGAAUACUGUCGAGUUUUUGGCAUUUUACUGCUUCUUCACCUGAUUUCAGUUCAUUUCUUUGUAACUAAAACUUCAAUUAUUUACUGUUUUCGUUAAAAACGACUCGAUUUGACUUUUCUUAAAGCUGACAUCCAAAAACUAGGAUUAGACCAAAAAGUUGGUGUAAUUAUGUGGAGCUUUGGAGAUGUCUUCAUAUUUCACUUCAUGUUAUACUUCUAGUACUGUAUAAUAAGUCGUUUUCAUCACUGUUUGAACACUUAUUUCCACCUAUAAGCCAGCACAUGCAGAGUUAAAAACUCACUAAAUAAUUGAUGCUUCUUAUGAAGCAAAAUUCCUCCAAAAAUGACGACUCUUACUGUAAUUUGCAGGUUUUUUUGUGAUUUCUGCAAGAGUAUAAUUUUGUUUCUUGUCACUUUGUUGAACAAACACAAAAAAGAAGAAUUCAAAGAUGUCACUUUUAGAGAGUGAUCUCCGCUGAUUGAGACUGGAUAUUUGCGCUUUAUGGGGCUGAUACAGUUCAUGGAGUUCAUGGAGCAGCAGGGGGCACGGCGGCUCUCCGCUCUCCUCUCUGCACUAUAAAACUCUGGAUAUAACCGACAUGGUGUGUGUGUGUGUGAGAGUGUGUGUGAGUGUGUAAUGAGAGGGGGCUGUGGGGUCGGGUGCAGGCAGGAAGUUUGGCUCUUGUCCAUCGGAGCUUCUCGGGAAUAAACUCAUCUCAUUUCCUGCCUCAGCUUUGUGUCACCGGCUCUAAAACAGGAGGGGAUUCAGCCGGUCGCCUGGACUCUGUGUGGGUGUUUCUGUGAUCUGUGUGUGUGUUUGUGUGUGUCUGUGUGUGUGUCUGUGUGUGUGUGUGUGUAAGGUUUUCCUACACGUGUUGGCUGAGCAGAAAUGUGCGUGCGGGGCGGCAGAUAAACAGCUCAGUCUUUACUCCAACGAGUCAAGACGAGAGUGGACUGACUGACUGACUGACUGUAGACUUCAGCCUUGGAGAGUCCAGAUCCUCUUAACAUGGAAAAAAUCUACAAAUUAUUUCUUUAUUUUGAAAAAAUUAAAGAGUUUAAAUAUCAGAUUUUACAACAGAUCAAAAACUACAGACAAACAAUUUCAAAGAUUUUAGAUAAAUAAUACUCAACAUUAAAAAUCUGGCUCAACUUUCAGACAUUGAUCUCAAAGAAGACUUAAAUGAGAGCUGGAAUAGAAUAGAAUGUAAUGUAACAAGAUGUAACAGAUUGGAAUAGAAUAGAAUAGACGAGAAUAGAAUGUAACAAUGGAAUAGAAUGGAAUGGAAUAGUGUCAAAUAGAAUAGAAUGUAAGGCAAUAAAAUGUAACAAAUUGGAAUACAGUAGAACAGAAUAGAUUAUAAUGUAAUGUAACAAGAUGUAACGGAUUGGAAUAGAAUAGAGUGGACUAGAAUAGAAUGUAACAAAAGAAUAGAAUGGAAUAGUGUCAAAUAGAAUAGAAUGUAAUGCAAUAAGAUGUAAAGGAUUGGAAUAGAAUUGAAUAGAAUAAAGUGGAAUAGAAUAGACUGUAAUGAUAAGAAUAUAAUAACCUAGAAUAGAAUAGAAUGGAAAAGAAUAGACUGGUUUGGAAUAGAGUGGAAUAGAAUGGAACUGAAUAGACUGUAAUGAUAAUAUAUUAAAUAAAAAUAGAAUAGAAUAGAAUUGAAUUGAAUGCAAUAAGAUGUAACAGAUUGGAAUAGAAUAGAGUGGAAUAGAAUGAAUAGAUUAGACUGUAAUGAUAAGAAUAUAAUAAUUUAGAAUAGAAAAGAAAAGAGUGGUUUGGAAUAGAGUGUAAUAGAAUGGAACUGAAUAGACUGUAAUGAUAAUAUAUUAACUAUAGGAUAGGAUGAAAGGAAUAGAGUCAAAGAGGAUACAUUUGAAUUUAGUUAAGCGGAUUAAAGUGAAAUGGAAUAAACAGAGGUGUGAACUAGGAUUGGAUAGAAAGGAGUUAACUAGAACAAAAUCAAAUAUCAUUAAAGGUAAAUCCAACUAUAUUGAAUAGAAUUACAGCGAAGUGGAAUUGACUGACUUCUACCUAACUGUCAGAAUGGAAAAGAAUGACAUGUAACAGAUUAGAGCAGGAUGGAAUGGAGUAGAAUAAAAUGGACAUAAGCUGAAUACAAUAGGAUGUAGUAGAAUAGAAUGUGUUGGUAUGAGAGUAAAGGGUUUGAAUUAGAAAUGAAUAGUAAAAAUAGAAAUGCAAUAGAAUAGAACUCCAUCAAAUUAAAUCCAACAUAGUAGAAUGAAACAGAAUAAGAGUUGAAGCCAGUGAAAUACAAUCAAAUUUAAAAGUGUCAAAAACAAGAUAAUACAACCUGGGCAUUGAUCGAAAUAGACUGGAAUUGAAUGGUGGGCUGUAAAAACAUGAAAUGGAUUAAAAUCAACUUAAAACUGGAAUGAAAUAGAAUAUAACUGAAUAAGUUAGAAUAGAAUAGAAAUGUAAGAAUGUAACUUCAGUCAAAUAGAAAAGUAACUUGUAAAUAGUACAGAGUAAAACACUUUUGAGUCUCCUCUAUUUGUCGAACUCUCUUGUCUUGUACAUGUAAAGGUUGGUUUUAUCGUCCUAACUCUCUGUCUGAUUCCUUUUUAACAGUCAAACUGAAUAUUCAGCUCUUAAGAGGUUGUUUUUUUAUGCAUACUUUGUGUCUAAUCGUCUCUUGGCAGCAGUUACACUCUUUAAAAAAACACCAUUAGAAUAAUCAGUCUUGUUUCUGACGGUCUGGUUUGUUUUUGUGAGUCAUCCGUGUUUCUUUCAGCUUGUUUUAUAACCAGUUAAAACUCCUCUCAGGGGUUUGAAGCUCUACUAUCUGCAUGUUUGUUUACAGUUUUUUUUCCCUCCCUGUUUACAUCCAUCCCUUUUUUUUUUUUACCCUGGAGCUUUGUUUUUCUCCUUCUGAGCUGUCCGAGACAAAAGAAAACUCCUUUUGUUAUCUUGUAAGUACAGCGCUCUUCUCUGUGUCUCCAGUCUGGAUGAUGGGGGGAAUCUUGGGUUAGUGGGACAGACGCUGGCUGGUCUGAUGCUGCUGCUGCAGGAUGAGAAAGUAAAAGCUGAAUCCCUCCUGCUCAUCACUCCCUGCCUCUCUAUUUUUACUCCCCUGGAAAAACCAAAAACUCGUCUCCACGCAUGACUUCCUUGGUAAUGUGCUGUGUUGCAUGUGUAUUAUGGAAGCACUGGGGGGCGAACACGGCCGACCUUUUUUCAUGUUGUCAUCAGAGUUGGACAAAGAGCGGCCGGUGGCAGAGAAGUUCUCAGAAAACAGGAGUCAUGUGACGCUCUGCACGGCUGCAGGCGGAUGUUCUCUGUUAGAGGAUCUUUCUUUUUAUUGUCAGUGUUGUUAACACGCUGUGCGGCGUAAGGAGCUGUUUAUCUGGGUCAGACAGGGAGAUGGAGAGUCCGUGUGUCCGCCAGGCUCGUCUCUGAGUUAACAGUGUGCAGAGAGGCUCAGGGGAAACACUUCUCUCUGUUACUAUGAGAGGAGGGGAAGCUUUUUAUGAGACUCAGAGCUGACUGCAAGAACUUUUAAUGUGAUCAUUUAUCCGAGUGUUUCCAGAAGGACCCAAAUUUACCAUCAACAGCUCUUCAGUCUGUCCAUGCUGGAGUUUUCACAUUUUAUAAUCAUGAUUCGAUUUUAAAUCACCAUCAUUGAAAGCUCUCAUUAAAACUCCUGUGAGGAACUUUUUGUUUGUGUCGUUUCUGGCGCCCCCUGUGGACAAAACCGGCUUAUCUUGUCCUUUAAAGCUCUGGUUUUAUAUGUUGAAUAUGAACAAGUUGUUGGGAUGAGAUUUUUGUCAAGGUGAGAUUUCAAGAUAAAGAUUCAUUAAUGGUAAAGGAAAAUAGUGCUGUUCUGAUAAUUAUUUGUGGCUAUAGAGUGGCGUUUUGGUUGAGGUUUGUUUAUGGCUCCUCAGACCGCUGUGUAUCGCUAUUCUGCGGGCGCUACUAAAGUUGGAAUAACUAGAAAAGCAAGCGGUCUGCAACAUUCAUCUCUCGAUGGGGUGUCUAACUCGGUGUUACGGCGUGUUUAACCGUAAAUUAAUUUUACGCCGGAAUAUCCCUUUAAUAAAAUCCCUACAGGAGCUUUAAAACGGCGCAAAACUAGAACAAAAAUGGUGCCCAUAUGCGCUAAACUAAGCCAAUUAAAAAAAAUCAUUAAAGACGAUGAGGUGGAGAGAAAAAGGUCCUUUAUGUGACACUAGAUCAUAAACUAAUUUCAUUAUCCGGGCGCACGUUUAAAGCCCGUUUCAUAAGAUCGGUCCCCCUUUGGUUCCCUCGGCGGUUCUCGGCUCCUCUGUGCAGCUGCAGCGUUCAGGGUUUAUUUUCAGGGGGAAUAAUUGGCUCAUUAGCAGGUGUGAAAGCACCGAGCGUCAGUUGCAGACACGUCCCCACAUCAUCUCCUUAAUCCUGCUGCUGUUUGCCCACACCGAGCAGGAGAGAGAGAGCUUCCUCCUGAAUGUCAGGUCAGUGGGGAUCCAUGCGAAAGGUUGCGGGUUGGAUUCACACCAGACUGCUGUUCGGAUAAAGCCAGGCGGGGCCGCAUUUAGCCCAAACAUUUGUUGUGAAACGUAGCCCGCUUGUUUCCGCUCUCAGGUCGGCUCAGAUCAUCAGAUAGUCCACCUGUGGCUGCUGCUCAGCUCGCCGCUCUUACGUAAUCCUCUCACAGGUCAGCUCAACAUUCAGCAGCGCCACUUUUGUGAGGUUUGUUUCCUGGAAAGGAGGAAGAAAUUCGACAAUGUCAUACCGGGAGCAGAGAGGUGAGGGGGUCACAUGCAUGCAGGGUUUGUUUACCAUGUGUUUAAUCUCUUCUUCCUCUUCUUCUUCUUGUCUUUUGCAGCUCAGUGCAGAACAGUGAGAGAGGGAAGAAGAUUGGGAACGCCAUGAUGACCACCAGUCGCAGCGUUGUGCAGACGGGGAAAGUAGUGGGUGAGAAAUCUCUGGAAAUAAGACGCAAAGUUUGACCAAGACUGUGAUAAACUAUCAGUUUAUGUGAAUCAGGAUGGAGCCUGAUACUCUGAAGUGUUUCACCUGAAGUCUUGACCCCCAUCGACCCACUUUAACCCCAGACACCCUGUCUCAUCAGGAAAAUCCUCACAUUUAAAGAUCUAAUGUGGUCCAACUGUCUUUCUCAGGUCAGUCCGUGGGUGGAGCGUUAACCAGCGCCAAGUCGGCCAUGUCCUCCUGGUUCUCCACUCUGUCCCAGCCUGCAGCUGUGACCCCUCCAGAGCCCGCCAUGGAGGCCAAGCCCUGAAAACCAAAUCCCCACAAGCCCCUGUCUCCUCACCCCGACUUCCUCCUCGCCCUCUGAUCCUCCGGCCGCUCUUGCUGCGAGGCCUGAGACUCAGUGGAGCGAGAGCUGCUUUUAUGAAGGUCAUUCUCAGAAUCACGGAGUUGGAAAAGUAAAACCUGGGACCCCCCCACUCAGGACAGAGAGCAGCAGCGCCGUUAUACGGACUGUACAGUCCAGAUCCACUGUGAGGCAGAGACUGCCAAGAAUACUGAUCAAAACCAGAGGUUUCUACAGGCCGACCGCCUGUGUGUCCACGCUGCAGGUUUUACCGCGGGACGCUUUCCUGUCAGACACUACGAGACGAUGUUGUCGGGUUUAAGGGGUUCGCUCUUUGCUGCAUAUUUCCAGAGCUUGUCUAUCAAAAUAUUUUACUGCGUUAUUAUGUCAAAGAAAGAAAGAAAUAUGUGUCACAGGAUCUGACGAAGAAGCAUGAGCUGUGAUACCUCUGAAGAUUUUAACGGUCCCGAUUUUAAAACCAGUCCAGCUCUCGUGCCGUGAUAAGUCUGUAUUAACUUUGUGGUUGUUAAAGGGAUAUUCCUGUGUCAAAUUUUAAAACUUUAUGCUGGAAUGUCCCUUUAAGGUAGCUGCAUUCACUCCUCUGUAAUUAUACAAGUCGGGUGACUCAAAAAGUUUGCAGCAAAUAGUUUUCGUCAUGAUUCGCUCCUCAGUUUUUAGAGUUGAUGUUCGUUAUGGAGCCAAAAUAAUCGACGGUGGCCGAGAACCGAAAUUACUGACGCAAAAAAAAGUGACGAUGGAAAAAAAAGUUACUGAUUGCGAAAAUUAAAAGAUGCAAACUUCCGUUGUGGCUUUUUUUUUUUGAUCUACAGGGUUUCUUUUUUUUAAUUUGCAGCGGGCUUCGUUUUUUUGUGUUUUUUCUUUGCAUCGGUAACUUCCAAUUUUUGCAUUCUCUUUAUUUGCAGUAGUGGUGGUUCUCGGCCACCGUAAAAAUCCAACAGAGGAGUAAAAAAAUUGAUCAAAUCGAAACAAUAAUGACACCGGGAUGAGCAACAGAGCGAGCGCGCAAAACUGGUGACGUAAAAAGCUCCAGUUUGAUGAAGCUAACAGUUCCAGUUACUUUAUCUGAGACGUAAUUAGAAAUAUAACUCUGUCAAUAUGAAUCAGAAUCAAUAAGUCGAGUUAUUGAACAGUUAUUGAAAUCUAAGCUCCCACACUCACACUGAUUAGAUGCUGUUAAUUAACCACAAUGUUAAUACUUGAAUCCUCGUGUACCUGAUGCCUGAUUUGUGCCCUUAACAUGAAGGAAACCUGCACCCUGCUGCGUGUGAGAGUGUGUGAGAGUGUUUGAGAGUGUGUGAUUGUGUGUGUGUGUGUGACAGGGUGUCCCCGCCCCUCGCCCAGGCCUUUUUCUACGUUGCUGUCAGAACAUAUAUAUAUAUUAUUGUAAGAAGUAUAUUUAGUAAAUCUGAAGCUAGUUUGACGUCAGAUCUCUUAUUUAUUUGUUGUGUAUAGACGUGUACGCUCAUAGAUUUCCAUGUUUUGUCACGACGACACUGGAACAAGUCCUGAUCUGUGGACCACUGUGUGUUUUUGCACAAAGCAGCCGUUAUACUCUCUCUCUCUCUCUCUGUGGAUCUUUAUCUUGUGUAAGUGUAAUUCUGAGGUGCUUACAGGAUGUUUUUCUCCCUCCAGAUAUUCAACCACAGUUGGAUUAAAAAAGUGGUCCAGUCAGCAUGCUUUGUCCAGUCCAGUUUUCAGCUGUAACGGGUCUCAUCUCUCUGUCUUUAAAUCUUCAUUUUGUCAUGCUUUUUAACUUUCUUUUUCUUCUUGAUUAUGUUUAAAAAAUAUCAGCUGAGUUUAUUUGCUCAUUUUUUUAUCCUCUAAUGAUAUAUUUUCUUUUUUUUGUAUUUAAAAUAUAUGAAUGUAUUGUGAAUCCAGAAUUCACUGUAUAUUUUCUUGACAGAUGCUUUUAUCGUAUUUGGAAAAGAAGAAGAAGUGAUCCUACGUUUUAUUGCUGUAUUAAAAGAUAAUUAAAAAUCAGA
This is a messenger RNA of Xyrichtys novacula (pearly razorfish), 21323 nucleotides long. NCBI's taxonomy places the organism in Eukaryota, Metazoa, Chordata, Actinopteri, Labriformes, Labridae. The record is from the annotation of a GenBank genome assembly.